This is a messenger RNA of Striga asiatica, 1104 nucleotides long. Lineage: Eukaryota; Viridiplantae; Streptophyta; Magnoliopsida; Lamiales; Orobanchaceae. The record is from the annotation of a GenBank genome assembly.
GGUUUUUUGUUCUAAAAUUUAGCUUAAUUAAUGGUAAUAUGGUUAUCUUUGCCCAAUCUUAUUCACUAAAAUAUUUGCGGAGAAAAUUUUUGAUUUGGCGCUCACUACCUCGUUUCAUUUUUGGUACUCUUAUCUAAUUAAGGUAGAUAAAGACUGAAUUCAAUGUGAUCGUAUCUUCUGCUAAAAUCUCUCCUCUCCUUCUCACUCAUAUAAGUCCAAUAUUAGGCUAACAAUCAACAAAGUUAUAACAUGCCUUCUCUUUUACACCAGUCUGUUCUAGAGGAACUCCAGGUCUGCAUACUCUAGUUUUAUCUUGUUGGGAGGCAUUGACGCCGGGGAAGAGAAGGUUGUUCUCUGAUGAUCUAAGUCAAGCAUUGAGACCUCAUGGACAUAGAGCCUUCCUCUAUGAUUUGGAACUUGACUGGCUAUCAAGAGUUAGAAUUAUGUUUUACAGAGUUUGUAUCCAAUAGUAGAUUGUUUGGUUGUGCCUUCAAUGUAAGAUUGUUUCAAAUGGCUCAUGUAUUGGUUCGAUAUUCAAAAGCAAGAAUCAUACCAAAUAAUUCUCGCCAGAGUCUCAUAGAACACAUGACAAAGACAGGAGGUUUAGCAAGGAGUAAAACCCGACAAUCCGAGAAAACUGAUAUGGCAUCAGACAAAGUGAACAAUGGAUUGCCAAUAACUGAUGGUUCAUCUAUAAAAAGCAAAACUGUGAAUCUGACGUUCGAGGGAAACAUGCCAACUAUUCAGCCUCCUCAAACUCAGCAAAAGGAGAGUACUUUUAUGCCAGAAGUUCAGACUCUUCAAACUCAUCAAACUCAGUACAAGGAGAGCACUAUUAUGCCAAAAGUUCGGACUCUUCAAACUCAGCAAAAAAAAGGACUCUGCAAAAUCAAAGUCAGCAAAAUGGAAGCACUCCUCAUCCUCCAUCACAUGAGGGAAGUCAACAUCCACAAUCACCUCCGACAAAUAUCAUUGGUACUAAACCGUUGCGAUUUUACAGUUGCAAAACAUGCUAAAUAUGUUGUAGUUGCCUUAUGUGAUAAUUUGUUGAUGAAAAUCAGAUUACUUGGCUUCGGGGUAAUGUGUGCUUAUUCUGAAGGAUAA